AUGGCAUCACAAAAAGCCUGGGCCGUCGUAAUCGGAGUUGGACCUGGCACAGGUGCCAGCGUUGCUCGCCGCUUCGCCAAAAGCUACUCGGUGGCGCUACUUGCCAGAAAGCCUGAGAACUAUGAAGCUCUUGUCCAAGAGAUCAAUAAUGCCGGCGGCAAGGCCAUCGGCGUCAGUACGGAUGCCUCGAGCGCUCAGAGUGUCAAGGCUGCCUUUGACGCCAUCAACAAAGCUCGGGGGACUGAGCCUCUUGCGGCCGCCAUCUUCAACGUCGGUGGCUCUUUUAUUCGCAAACCCUUCUUGGAACUUUCGCCCGAAGAAUUUGAGUCUGGAUGGGAAGCCAAUGGCCGUGGAGGUUUCUUGUUCUCUCAAGCCGUUCUACCUCUUCUCCUUGAUGCUGUCGACAAGGUUGAACACCCCCCGACUUUGAUUUUCACUUCAGCAACCGCCGGACUGAAGGGUUCCGCACAUUGUGCGUCUUUUGCCGCUGGCAAGUUUGCUCUGAGAGCUCUAUACCAAUCUCUGGCCCGGGAAUUUGGUCCUAAGGGCAUUCAUGUGGCUCAUGCCAUCAUUGACGGCGUCAUCGACAUUGAACGAACCAAACACUACAAGUUUGACCAUCCAGACGCCAAGAUCUCCGCCGACGCGAUUGCCGAUUCGUACUGGCACUUGCAUACUCAACCACGUACCACCUUUACCAACGAGAUUGAUAUCCGGCCCUACAUCGAAAAAUGGUAA
This is a messenger RNA of Exophiala mesophila, 738 nucleotides long. RefSeq lists its product as uncharacterized. Lineage: Eukaryota; Fungi; Ascomycota; Eurotiomycetes; Chaetothyriales; Herpotrichiellaceae. The record is from RefSeq and is a predicted model, not a curated record. The coding region runs from base 1 to 738 and encodes 245 amino acids. The transcript is spliced from 4 exons.